GUAGGAUCGGAUCCUGUUCUUCCUAUCUCGAUCCCAAUCCAUGAUCUCAAAUACGACUAAUACAAUGAAUAUUGUUUUCAAAAAUAAAAUUGUAUCUACUAUCGAAAUUGGGAUCUUGAGAACCUUGGUGUAAACCCCACCUAGAUUCUUGUAUUAAAUUAGGGUGUGCAACCAGUGGCUACAAUCGAUGAUAAGGUCGGUCUCACUUUCAAACAAGAACGCAUUGAGGGUCCUCCACAAUGUCAGGGUUUACAUUAGAAAAAUGGGUUUCUCAAGGCAUAGACUCCUAUAAGCUCAUAAAAGCUUAGAGAUGCUCUAUUCCUUGGUUCCUCCACACCACAUCUCCCAUUGCUGUUUCCUCACUAACCCCAUCAAGCUUCUCCAUUCAUCAGAUCGCCCUCACUUUCGUCUUCGUCUCUCCAACAAGAGAAUUCCCCCAUCCCAGUUCUCCACCGGCAUCUUUUAUUCCCUCUCCGCCAUAGACAGCCGAGACGAAGAGCAGGACAACAAGGAAAAUCAUCAAAAUCGAGACCUAGACGACUACGACGAUGGUGAUAGGGCGUUCUUGAAUCGAUUUUACGAUUCCCCUCCCAUCUAUCUCAAUGGCACACGGCGGAAGAACGAUAGAAGAUUGAUCAUCGGAAACGAAAUCAGAGAAAAUACAGAUAGAAUUAGGGGUGAAUCGAGUACAGGAAAUUUCGCAAACAUGUGGUGGGCAGACCUAAAAGCAGCAGUAGGGCAGAGAAUCAACGUCGAGGGACUGCUUUUUUCAGUAUCGGUAAUAACUAGAAACAAGCAGUGGGUGAUGCCUCAUGUAUCAGUCCCUGAUAUAAGAUACAUUGAUUGGGAUGCCUUAAGAAGAAAGGGGUUCGAAGGCGUUGUCUUUGAUAAGGACAAUACUCUUACUGCUCCUUACUCUUUAGCUCUAUGGGGGCCUCUUGCAUCGUCUGUGGAGUCCUGUAAAUCUGUUUUUGGCAACAACAUUGCAGUUUUCAGCAACUCUGCUGGACUUCAGGAGUAUGACCCUGAUGGCAGGAAGGCUAGAGCACUUGAGUAUGUCAUUGGGAUUCGAGUAAUUAGACAUAAGAUGAAAAAGCCAGCUGGCUCAGCUGAAGAAAUCGAGAGGCACUUUGGAUGUGAUUCAUCAAAACUGAUAAUGGUGGGUGAUCGUCCUUUCACAGAUAUUGUUUAUGGAAACAGAAAUGGUUUUCUUACAAUAUUAACAGCACCAUUAAGCCUUGCAGAGGAGCCUUUCAUUGUUAAGCAGGUGAGGAAAAUUGAAUUGGCUCUUGUGAAGCGGUGGCUGAGGAAGGGUUUAAAACCAGCCAAUCAGAGGCUUCUUUCUGAUGCUUCAGAUUGUGUUAAAGAGUUACCACCUGUGUAAGGAAUGUAAUGUAGUAGAUUAUGAGGAAUAUAAGCCAUUUUAUUUGGCUAUGAUUCUUUUUGUUGCAAUAUUAUUUAUGAAUGAAAGAAACCAUAUGCUUUGUUCGUGUGGAAUCUUUCCAAGUGUACUUGUAGAUUCAUCGGAGUAAUGGGUUUGAGUAAUAGGGAUCUCUUCUUUCUGAAACUUGAAGAGAUAAUAUAACAUUGCUUUAAUUUAAGUGCAAACAUACAAAUUUUGUAAAAGAAAGAAAUGAAAGGAUA
Messenger RNA from Lactuca saligna, 1644 nucleotides. NCBI's taxonomy places the organism in Eukaryota, Viridiplantae, Streptophyta, Magnoliopsida, Asterales, Asteraceae. The record is from the annotation of a GenBank genome assembly.